ACUUUGAAAUUUGAUUUUGGUUAUUGAUUAUUAAAUUAGUUAGAGAUUGUUUUUGUUUUAGUGUUUUGGAAGUAUAGCUAAGUAGAUGAACAAACUUGACGGAAAAACCAAGGGUAUUGUUGGCAAUAUUUGUUGUUUAUGUGCUGUUUUUUCAACUCUUUAAUUGAUUUGUUAUUUUUCUUAGUGGUAAUAAGAUUUGGGGGCAAAUUAUUUUAGCAAGUAUAUUUUGAUUAGUUAUGAUUUAGGUGAGAAAAUCCACCUAUCAAGAUUAUGUUUAAUUAGACAUCAAGAUUUUGUUUUGAAUGAUUGGAUUUCUAAUUUGGGCUACAUAGAGUUGAAUUUUGGUGUAAUAGGAUUAGAAUAGCAAUACUGAUUUCAGAAUUCGAAGUGGGUAUUGAUAGAAUUUUACUAGUGUUAUUUAAGAAGCAAGCAUUAUUUAGUACAAGUGGGCUAGAAAAUUGCAGACUGCCUGUUUUGUAUAAAUACAAGACUUUGGGGUUAUUGUAGUGUUGAUUUGAGGUGUGUUGUUGUAUUUGGUGUUGAUAAUUGGUUUAUAUAGAAGAUAUGGUUGGAAGUGUUGAAGUCAUGAAUAAUGGUUAUAGUAAUGGAUCAGUUCAUAAUCAUAAUGGUAAUGAGGAAAAGCUCGAUGAGCUUCGAAGGCUAUUGGGAAAGGCCGAUGGUGAUCCUUUAAGAAUUGCCGGUGUUGGGGCUGGUGCUUGGGGUAGUGUAUUUCUAGCUUUGUUGCAAGAUAGUUAUGGUCGGUAUCGUGAUAAGAUACAAAUUAGGAUAUGGAGGAGGUGUGGAAGAGCAGUUGAUAGACCAACUGCUGAGCAUCUCUUUGAAGUGAUUAAUUCAAGAGAGGAUGUAUUAAGGAGAUUGAUUCGGCGUUGUGCAUAUUUGAAGUAUGUUGAAGCGAGGUUGGGUGAUCGAACACUUUAUGCAGAUGAGAUAUUGAGGGAUGGAUUCUGCCUAAACAUGGUUGAUACUCCACUUUGUCCCUUGAAGGUUGUGACCAACUUACAGGAAGCGGUUUGGGAUGCAGACAUUGUUGUGAAUGGAUUGCCUUCAACCGAGACUCGGGAAGUGUUUGAAGAGAUCAGCAAGUAUUGGAAGGAAAGGCUCACAGUUCCUAUAAUCAUAUCUUUAUCUAAGGGAAUUGAGGCUGCAUUGCAACCUGUUCCCCACAUAAUCACUCCCACACGGAUGAUUCAUCGAGCAACUGGGGUACGGAUGGAAAAUAUCCUUUAUCUAGGUGGACCAAACAUUGCCUCUGAGAUCUACAACAAAGAAUACGCUAAUGCACGUAUAUGUGGUGCGGAAAAGUGGAGGAAACAUCUAGCAAAGUUUCUAAGGCAACCCCAUUUCAUCGUGUGGGAUAACAGUGACCUUGUCACUCAUGAAGUUAUGGGUGGUUUGAAGAAUGUCUAUGCUAUUGGAGCUGGAAUGGUAGCUGCCCUCACUAAUGAAAGUGCUACCAGCAAAUCAGUUUAUUUUGCUCAUUGUACAUCAGAGAUGAUAUUCAUUACUCAUUUGCUGGCUGAGGAUCCUGAGAAGCUUGCUGGGCCGUUGCUAGCUGACACGUAUGUGACGUUAUUGAAAGGACGGAAUGCAUGGUAUGGACAAAUGCUGGCAAAGGGUGGUUUGAACCUGGAUAUGGGUGAUAGCAUCAGUGGCAAGGGGAUGAUUCAGGGUGUCUCAGCAGUUGGAGCUUUCUAUGAGCUCCUGAGUCAAUCCUCUCUGAAUGUGUCUCGGCAUGGAGAUCGCAAGCCAGUCGCUCCUGUUGAGUUGUGCCCGAUCCUAAAGACACUAUACAAGAUACUCAUAAAAAGGGAACAAUCUUCAGAAGACAUUCUCCAAGCACUGAGGGAUGAGAACAUGAAUGAUCCCCGGGAUCGAAUCGAAAUUGCUCAAUCACAUGCUUUCUACAUGCCUUCACUCCUGGGGAAGCCCAUAGAUUCAUGAUAUAUCAUUUUGAAAUUAUGCAGUGGAUCAAAAGAAUGAAUAACACUUCCACAUCAUAUAUAAUGAUUUAUGAAGUAUAUUCUUCUCGUCAAAAAAAAAAAAAAAAAAAAAGUAUAUUCUUAUAAUAAAGCUAUUAUACUAAAGGUCAAAAGAUGCAGUUUACAUACAAGUAGUACCAUUCUUAUUGUUUAUUUUAUUGAGAAGAUGUAAUUGGGAAGAUACAAUGUUAAAUUUGUUUGAAUCAAAAGUCAAGGUUAUAUUGUACAUCCAAUAAUCCAAAUGUAUAGUGAAAUUUGCCUCCAAAUAAAACAUCAAUUCUUUGUAA
Molecule: messenger RNA, 2287 nt
Organism: Chenopodium quinoa (quinoa)
Lineage: Eukaryota; Viridiplantae; Streptophyta; Magnoliopsida; Caryophyllales; Amaranthaceae
Product: glycerol-3-phosphate dehydrogenase [NAD(+)] GPDHC1, cytosolic-like
Exons: 5
Coding region: 565-1962 (465 amino acids)
Biological process (GO): carbohydrate metabolic process; glycerol-3-phosphate catabolic process
Cellular component (GO): glycerol-3-phosphate dehydrogenase (FAD) complex; cytosol
Molecular function (GO): glycerol-3-phosphate dehydrogenase [NAD(P)+] activity; NAD binding
Source: RefSeq, a predicted model, not a curated record